Capsicum annuum is the source of this 541-nucleotide messenger RNA. RefSeq names its product glucan endo-1,3-beta-D-glucosidase-like. Bases 5 to 337 code for a protein of 110 amino acids. NCBI's taxonomy places the organism in Eukaryota, Viridiplantae, Streptophyta, Magnoliopsida, Solanales, Solanaceae. The transcript has 3 exons. The record is from RefSeq and is a predicted model, not a curated record.
AACAAUGGAAAAGCUCAAUGUAUUCUCGUGCUCCCUUGUGUUGUUGUUCUUCACAAGCUUUUGUCAGGGAGCAAAACAAGGGAGUUGGUGUGUAGCGAAUUGGUUUGUAGAAGAUGAGCAAUUAUGGGCCUAUCUGGUUAAAAAAUGUAAACACAAGCAGGUUUGUAAAGGCAAUCAACCUGGAAUGCCUUGCUAUGACCCUAAUACAAAUCAUAGUCAUGCUUCCUGUAUUCUUAACAAUCAGUAUAAGAAAAAGAGAAAUAGGGAACCAUGUCCGGAGGAUAUUGGCAUGAUAGUACACAUGAAUCCCUCUUAUGGAGAUUGCUUCUACAGAUAAAAUUUCUCAACAAGAGAGUUCCUUCAAUUAGAGAAAGCAAAGUGCUUUAAUUUGUAUUAAUUAAGAUAAUCACAAUUAUGAAGCACCGUUGAAUUAAAAAAAAAUUGCCUGUUAGAUCGUCUAUUAAUCAUUUUAGCAAAUGCGCAGUAGAUGAUCCUUUCUUUAAGCUUUUUUAUGAAAUAUAUGUGAGAUAUUAUAACAGCC